Messenger RNA from Penicillium subrubescens, 1953 nucleotides. RefSeq lists its product as uncharacterized. The record is from RefSeq and is a predicted model, not a curated record. The transcript has a single exon. Bases 1 to 1953 code for a protein of 650 amino acids. Lineage: Eukaryota; Fungi; Ascomycota; Eurotiomycetes; Eurotiales; Aspergillaceae.
AUGGAUUCUCCAACGCGUCCCAUCCUCAGUCCCACGAAGAUCCUACUUCCGGUAUCGCCGGAACGCAUGAAUCAACAAACAAUCCCCGCCUCACCAUCGCUGCCCACAGACCUGCUAUCGCUGCACUACAAAAAUACAAAGGGUGUAUCCGAAGUUCAGGCCAAGGUUGCGUUCCUCAAUAGCCUCUCGCGAGGAGGCAGUCCCGUUACCCACACCCAAUCCGCCGCACACAAUGCCGCCCUCCAGCGAGCCAUUCUCGGUCGCGAAGAAGCCGAGUCUGCUCUGGCCACCGUGCAAGAAGAACUCUCCGAGGCGCAAUCCCGAGAACGUCGAAUCAGCGAACGUCUCGAGUCUUUGCUAGAAGAACUACAUGCUGCCAAAGAGCGCCAAGCCCACGAACGGUCAAUUUUUGAGAAAGAGAUCCGCAAAGCACGCAAAGAGGCCUUCCGAGCGGGUUCGACCCUCGUUAAGCUACAGGAAGAACUCAAGCACUCCAAAUCCGAGUCCAAGGCACUGAAAGAUGAAGUCGCUGCGGAGCGCGAGUCCAAGGAUAAGGCAAGACAAGAAGCAUUUGAACGUGCGUAUGCUCUUGCUGGCCUUACCGAAGAGCUAGAAAUGCUCAAGGGCAAGCUACGAUCGAUGGAAGCUGCCAAUAAAACUAAGAAGGAGAUGCAAAGAGAAAACUUUGGGCGGGUCUCUCUUGUAGAGGGCGAUCUUGCUUUCCUGGCAACCCCGCGACGACCCAAGCGCGCUGCUGUGGGAUCGGUCAAGUCUCCCGUGUCCGAAAUUGAGGCGGAUGAGGUUGUGGAGGCCACUCCACCUAAGCGUCAGCGUCUUUCGGAAUGUACGACCACUGCCGACACCGAAGAAACGGCUUCUGAUAUCUCGCCCUCUGAUGCGAACCUCGAGGUGUUAGAGGAGAUGAGAGAUGAGCUCGAGCAGGAACGCCGCCGUCGUACCGAGGCGGAAGAUAUGGUGCACUUCUUGAAUAUUGAGUGCCAGUUCCAGCGCUGCUCGUGUCGAAUUGCUGAGAGCCAGGGUCGUCGAUACAUCUACGACACCGAGUACUACGAGACCUUCCAGAAACCUCAAAUUGAGGCUAAGGCUGAGGCUGAGGCUGAAGCUGCUCGUCACGCCCACUCUCGCCAGAGCCAAAUGCAACAAAACCAGCUUGAACAAAUGGCCCCUCACCCUCAAUCAAGCCAUACCCCGAGUGUCGAGCCUCCUACCCAUGUUCAUCACCAGCCAGCUCCUCAAUCUGAACCCGUUUCCGGACCUGAGCCCGUCGUCAAGCCCGAGCCAGUGGACCUGCCCGAGAAGAUGCAGAUGCCGGAAGAGCCAUUAGUGACUUUCUCUCCAGAGACGGGCACUUUCAGGACGUUCCCGUCACCUCUCCGCGAUAACGUCCUGCCUCGGCGAACGGAUUCAUUCCCGAUUCCCGAUAUGCCCAGUUUGAAGCCCUCUGUGAAAAGCUGGAGAGACUCGGCCGCGUCUUCCAACUACGCCCCCGAUACGUUCUCACCCUCGGAAGAGCCGAGGACUUCACGGGCUAGCGCAGAGAACAUUCUUAGCGAGGGCGCGAAUGCCCGUCUAUCGGUGGAGUCUCGACCCUCCAGACGUACCGAGCGAGAUCCCUACAAACCAACGGUCUCCACCACGAAACGAGUUCCGCUUCGGGAAAAAGCUGGCACCCGGACUUCUGGCUCGUCUGGGCUUGUUCCAGACACUCCCAUCAAUCGAGAAGAUGCCCUUGCCCAGAUCGCGGCCCGCCGGGAUCGUGCCCGGAGCAAGCAACGCUCCGUGAGUGCAAACGAAGCAACUGGUUGUUCAGGAAGCACAGCCACGGGUCGGGGCCCAAGACGCAUGCCCAAUCUACGUGCAGAUGGCAAACCGGAAAACGACCUGGCUGAGCGUCGGGACCUGAGUGCUCCUGUCCGGAUGUACCGAAGAUAA